CCCUUGAACUGCACAGAGAUUUUGCAUUGCACACAAAGCCGUUUUCUAUGAGCCUUUUCUAAAGCCGUUUUCUAUGAGCCUUUGUUGUGAUAGUAGUGUCUUAGUAAAGUCAGCUGUGUGCUUGUGGCCUGUAGUAAAACAGGAGUUCACCGGAAAACAACGGGGUUUUUUUCCGCCGUCGCGAAGUUGCUGACCUUCGCAUAUAAAUAUAGUCACGUUUUGCGCUGGAGUAAACAAGAGUUCGGAUCGCUGUUUUGAGAAACGUGAAAUUUGGCACAGUUCUGCCCAGAUAUAGGAGCCCUUACUCAGCCGCACUGCAGUUAGAUUUGGUGGUGCAAAGGUUGACAGUUGACAUGCGCCCUAUAAAUGUCACCAAGCCGUCUGUGUGUUGUCGUUUCAACAUGUACCGCUGCGUAAACUGCACGGCAGCAGCAGACUCGAGUAAAACGGGGGGCGGUGCACAGCCGUAUCGUGUAGUAGAGGGAAACACUGCGGUAUGUAACAUUUAGUAAAUACUACUCACGUCUCCCUUGAAAGUCGGUAUGCAGAGAAAAAAGAUGACUUUAGAGGUGGAACAGAAGGAGUGUUCGGAGAGGAAGAGGCGGGACUCAUUUGGAAUCUUAGACGGCUGCGACAGCUGCAGUGAGGGGUCCAGUAGUAGCUGCAGUUCAGAGGACAGCGAUGAGGAUGCGUGCCCACUCCCUGCCAGCCUACCCGUCAUCAAAACCAACGGACAAGUGUACACAUACCCCGAUGGCAAGGCUGGCAUGGGUCUGUCUACCUGUGAGAUGUGUGGCAUGGUCGGUGUAAGAGACGCCUUCUACUCCAAAACUAAGCGUUUUUGCAGUGUUUCGUGCUCAAGGAGCUAUUCAUCCAACUCUAAGAAAGCCAGCAUUCUGGCCCGAUUACAGGGCAAGCCACCAACAAAAAAGGCUCGAGUUCUGCAGAAGCAGCCACUGAUGGCCAAACUAGCAGCGUAUGCUCAGUAUCAGGCUAACCAGCACAGCCAGGUGAAGACCAAGGCAGCCGUGCCUCAGGACACUUUUGACUGGGGCGAUUACAUCGGGACUGGAGACAUCAAAGGGGCACCAGUCAGCUGUUUCAAACAUGCUCCCAUGGGGACCUCGUGGGAAGACAUCGCAGAGGGCCUCAGGGUGGAAGUGCUGAACUCUGACAACAGCUUUCCCAUGAAGGUGUACUGGAUAGCCAGCAUCAUCAAACUGGCAGGGUUCAAGGCCUUGCUGCGAUAUGAGGGCUUUGACAGUGAUGCUGGCCAGGAUUUCUGGUGUAACCUUUGUGUUCCUGACAUCCACCCCGUGGGAUGGUGUGCGUCUGGAGGAAAGCCCCUAGUACCACCCAGAUCAAUUCAGCACAAAGUGUCGAACUGGAAGGUGUUCCUUGUCAAACGCCUCACUGGUGCCAAGACGCUGCCAUCCAAUUUCUCUGCCAAGGUCCAGGAGAGCAUGCAGAUUCCCUUUAAAAAGCUAAUGAGGGUGGAGGUGGUGGAUAAGACCCACCUGUGCCGGACGCGGGUGGCUUUGGUAGAGCAGGUGAUCGGUGGGCGUUUGCGUCUCGUCUACGAGGAGAGCCAAGAUGGAUCGGACGACUUCUGGUGUCACAUGUACAGCCCACUGAUCCACAGCAUCGGGUGGUCUCGCAGCAUCGGACACCGCUUCAAACGUUCCGAUGUGUCGAAGAAACUGGAGGGCCAGGUGGAUGCCCCAGGCCAGCUGUUUGCUAAGGUGAAAGAUGUGGAUCAGAGUGGUGACUGGUUUAAGGAUAAUAUGAAGCUUGAGGCCAUAGAUCCUCUUAAUCUCUCAGCCAUCUGUGUUGCCACAGUGAGGAAGGUCCUGGCAGAUGGGUACCUUAUGAUCGGGAUUGACGGCUCUGAAGCAGCCGAUGGUUCAGACUGGUUCUGUUACCAUAGCACCUCUCCAUCCAUCUUCCCUGCUGGUUUCUGUGAAAUCAACAACAUCGAGCUCACUCCCCCCCGUGGUUACACAAAACUCCCAUUUCGAUGGUUCGACUACCUCAGCGAAUCAGCCUCGGUGGCAGCUCCUGUGAAGCUCUUUAACAAGGAUGUUCCCAACCACGGCUUUGUGCCCGGAAUGAAGCUGGAGGCAGUGGACCUUAUGGAGCCCCGGCUGGUGUGUGUUGCCACGGUGACACGCAUUGUACACAGGUUGCUAAGGAUCCACUUUGAUGGCUGGGAGAAUGAGUAUGACCAGUGGGUGGACUGUGAGUCACCUGACCUCUACCCAGUGGGCUGGUGCCAGCUGACUGGCUACCAGUUACAGCCACCCGCAGUGCAGGCAUUCCGGGAACUUUCUUCAAGUGUUACAAAGCAGAAGAAGAAAUCCCAGCAGUACAAAGGGCAAAAGAAAAAAAGGAAGAUUCCUAUUGGUAAGAGGCCAGUCAAUUUAUCUGUGAUUGGCCUGACACAGAGGAACCUGUCUGGGGAUGAGAACAUGACUCCACCUGAUUACCCAUCACCACCCACACCAUCAUCUGCUCCUGGGAACAUGCCCCUCACCUCUGCUGAUAGAGACCUGAGUGCAAACUACAAACCAGUUGCUGUUCUCCAGCUGAAGGAGGAGCCUGUGGCUAAGGCCGAUGGCGAGAUCACUUUUCGCCAGAAUGCCUCACUACUGGAUACCAACGGUUCUGACAGCUUCUUCCUCAAACAGGAACCGUAAGACAUACGUCUUGAGACGCACUCGACUGCCUGUGUCUGCAGUCUGUCAACAGCCCAGCGCUUAAUGGCAUGAAUGAGCAGUCCUGAUAAUCAGAAGACUAACUAAAAUGAAAAAGAUCCUCAUCUGUGCCAGUUUUCAGGCUUGCUGUCCCAGUUUCACUGUGAACAAUCCCUUUUAAAUUCCUCUUUUAUUAGGAUAGGAUUGCUAUUGGAAGGCUGUUUUUGAGAUACAAGGGUUUAAGUUGUAGGUAAAUUGUUGAGCUCAUAUUUAGCUGGCCAAGCGAUGGGUAAAGCGCAAAGCGCUUGUGUUAAACAGCAGCCAUAUAAGAACUUGCAUCAAAAAUAGUGUUUACAGUAAUCAUUUAUUUUUGUCUUUAGAGAUUUAAGCUGGGUUUUUUUUUGGGGGGGGGGGGGUCGUGUCUUUUUCAGUGUUUUCUUGUAUGCUGAUGACUGUCAUGUGGUAUGAAUCACAGAAGUAUUCAUUCUUUUCAGACAAGUAUGAAAAAGGUCAAAUGGCAAGCUGUAGAGUGAGCCACAUAUGAGACUGUCCAACUUUACACUUCAAACAGGAACAACAUCUGUCAACAGUUGGCCACAAUAGAGAGUUUUCAGACAAUGCUGAUUGUUUUACGGGUAAAGAGCAUUGUUCAAAACUUUGGCUUUUUACAGGCCAGAAUUUCAUUACAUACCACAUGUGUGUUAUUUGAACUGCAUUUGGCCACAAACGCUGGUUGAAUUUGUAGUCAGAAAAAAACAAUAUGCAAAUGCAGGUGCUAUCGUAAUGUUUUAUAGGCAUAAAAAAGAUUUUAAGAGUGAUCAUCUAUAUAAAUACUACAAUAUUGAAUAACAAAACAAAUAUAAAAAUAUCAAUCUGCAAAAUGUACAAAUAGCAUACAGAAACAGAAUUUUAUUUCAGAGCUGAAAACAUUUAUACUACAUAAAUUAAAGAUAUAUGUGUAGGUAUACUGCACACCAUUAAAUCAAUUUAUACAUCAGUAAUGUUAACAAACUGACACUCAGGAACUCAUGUUUGUGGUUUGUUGGUUUGCUUAUAGCAGGAUAAAGAAAGUGUUUUUUAGAUGUGAAUCUGUCUGUACUGCUCUCUCUAGUUAGAAGCUUGACAUUUGUUUCUCUUUUUAUGUAUUGGCACAUUUGACCUCAGUCUCUGUUUGGCCAUUAUUGUGUAUUCCACAUGUCUGUUUUGUUGGGAUAAUUAUUAGCUCAAUGUGGAUUAAAUGUUAUGUUAAUUAUAUUAGAAAGAAUAGUAGUUGGGACAGUUGAAGACAUUACUAAGCCUCCCAUUCAGCAAUAAGGUUAAUACAUGGUCAAUUACCCAGCAGUGAGGGGUAAGAGGUUAAUAUUUACUCUGUCUGAAAGCCCUGAUAAUUGUUCUUAUGCUGUUUGUAUUUAUGUGCAUCCUGCUUAGCUUUGAAAUUUUGAAAAUGGUUGAUAAAUUCUUCACGUUUGCUUUUUCCAACUGUGCUUAAGAGACCAAAAGAUGGACAAAUACUGUAAAAUGUUAUGGCGUGACUGUUGACAGGCAAAGGCCUGUGUACCAGAAUUGCAUUUCUGUGUCAAAAACUCUUGUAAUACAAUGAGGCAAGCAGAAUCCAACACACUGGUUGCACUGUUCCCAGGGGUAUGUUAAUAGAGGAAUAUGGAAUCCAUCAUCUCAGCACAAAGGAAACCCACACAGACAGUUCAGUGUUAACCAACAUCCUGUAUUCUCAUCAACAAGACACAUGGGAUGGAUACCUAUGGACACAACCUAUGUGCAAGCUGUUAGUCGUUUAUGUGAAAACAGCAUCACUGUAUUCUGGUGCUAAAUAUAUUUAAGUGAUCUUGUUUAAAAAAAGUUGGAAUGACUUCAGAAACUGUGAUCAUAGUUGAGAAUCAGUACCCUUCAUAUUUGUAUUCUUGUAUUUGCAAUAUGAUAUAUAGUGAUUUGUAACACUAAACAUCUGUCAUUUUGCAUGGAACUUAUGGGGAUAUCAAGAUGGAGGUUUUUAUAGUUCAGUGUUCUAAUUAUAUUUAUGUUCUUGGCUUCCAUUAAUAUGUGCUGUCAACAUGAGGUUUAUUAAGCUAUAUCAAAUAUGUAUAAAUCUAAAUAUAUAUGUAUUUGGAAAGAGAACUAUGGAUGUUUUUUUAAAUAAACUUACAUUUUUUGCUGCAUCUUGAAGUCCUAUGGGCAACUGGAUUUGGCUGAUCCUACUGGCUUCAAUACCUUUCAUUUGGUAUUGGAAGACACUGUAGUGGACAACCUCUUGAAUUUUUAUGCAAAUUCUGAUCAAAUCUUGUCCCUGGUUUCCCUAUACACUCACUUCCCACUUGGGGUAGGAGCACAUCUUAAAAGGUGCAAUUAAGAGGUUUACAAUUAGUCAUACAGACUGUGGGACAGACAUCUUGUCAGCUGGUCACUGAUGGAUCUAGACUAGUAGUAGUAUAGCAGUCUGUACAGAUUUCUUCAAGGGAGAAAGUGCUAUUGCAAGUCAGAACAGACAAGACCAUCUGCUCCAAACUGUAAAUAUACAAUGCAUUAUACAUUGAACCGGUCCUUCUAAGGUGAAGAACCAGAGCCUUUACCUCACAGUACCAAACCCACUCAUGAGCCAAGAACCUACUAUAGUGCCCCUCAAACUCUGAACAUACUUGGACCCAUCAUUGCUGCUCACAGCUUCAAGUGACAUGGUUAAGACUGCAGCACAAACAACUCCAGGAUUUCAUGUGGCUUUAUUCAGUAAGUGCUUCAGGCAUAACAAAUGGUACAAAUUCCUUGUCUACAGCAUUUUGGGAUGAAUGGUCCAGAAAGAAGGG
Electrophorus electricus (electric eel) is the source of this 5509-nucleotide messenger RNA. RefSeq names its product MBT domain-containing protein 1-like. Gene Ontology annotation, cellular component: nucleus. Gene Ontology annotation, biological process: negative regulation of DNA-templated transcription. The record is from RefSeq and is a predicted model, not a curated record. Gene Ontology annotation, molecular function: chromatin binding; zinc ion binding. NCBI's taxonomy places the organism in Eukaryota, Metazoa, Chordata, Actinopteri, Gymnotiformes, Gymnotidae.